Molecule: messenger RNA, 1014 nt
Organism: Haemonchus placei
Lineage: Eukaryota; Metazoa; Nematoda; Chromadorea; Rhabditida; Trichostrongylidae
Source: the annotation of a GenBank genome assembly
AUGAAAGAAUUCAUUAAAAAGCAUUUCAUAGCCGGUGCUGCUCGGCAAAAUUACGAGGUGUAUGAAAUCCAUUUGAUUCUUGAAAAAGCGCUCGUUGAAAUGAGGAACUCACCAGUACUGCUUGAAGUACGAUGUCCUGUGAACAUUUGCGGCGAUAUUCACGGGCAGUAUGGUGAUUUGAUGCGGAUUUUCAAUGCAUGUGGGUUACCCUUCAAGCAACGAUAUCUGUUCCUCGGAGAUUAUGUUGAUCGAGGAAGGCAUUCACUCGAAGUGAUAAUGCUUCUACUAGCGCUGCGGAUACAAUUUCCUCGGAAAGUGUUUCUGUUACGAGGGAAUCAUGAACUAUCAAACAUUAAUCGGGUUUAUGGCUUCAACGCAGAAAUUCGCCAACGAUAUCGUAAUUUGGUUGAGUCCAAGGCACUUUACGAUCACUUCAAUGAGGUGUUCGCCCAGAUGCCUCUGGCUGCUUUGGUUGCUGGACGUAUCCUUUGUAUGCAUGGUGGUUUGUCACCGAGUCUGAACAGCCUCGACGAUAUACGAAAAUUGCAACGACCACUACGAGUCGUGCGUGGCUUGGCGCAGGACCUGCUAUGGGCUGAUCCCGAAACGGGUACAAAAGGCUUUCAGCAAAACAAAAUUCGAGCCGUUUCACAUAUUUUUGGUGAGGAUACGGUACGCGACAAGUGUAAGCAACUAAACAUCGACCUCAUCAUCAGAGCUCAUCAGGUGGUGGAAUUCGGCUACGCGUUUUUCUGCGGUCGUUCCCUGAUUACGGUAUUCUCAGCAGCCCGGUAUCAUGAGGAACUCGUUAAUUAUGCAGCGGUAGUUAAGGUAGAUGCCAGCUUGGAACUGUCGUUUGUACAGCUAAAACCGCAAGAAUUCGAAAAAGUCAGAAAAGAGAUGGAGCAGAAACGCGAAGAAACUGGUGAUCCCGGAGAUGACCCAAUACCUCCAUCACCUGGUGGUAUAGCCCCAACGCAACAAACGCCGCAGCACACAUCAAAUACACAAUAG